CUCCCCUUUUCAGUGGUGUUUCCACAUUGCUAGUGAGAGAAGAGGUGUUUUAAGAGGCUGAAGUUACUUCAAGUCAUUUAACCUCCUUUUUUUAAGUUAUUUGAGAAGUGGCGUGUUGUGGAGUGAUGCAGCUGUGCGGAAUCUGCAGUGAAAAUCUCCCUAAAUACAGAUGCCCAGCCUGCAGGAUCAGAUACUGUUCACUGGGUUGCUUUAAGAAACACAAAACUGAUGAUUCCUGUCAGCAAGUGAAAGAUACAACACCUCCUGUCACCACACCACUUCCAGAAGUCUGUGCGAGCACUGCUGAGGAGCCCUGGACUGCUGAUGAUCUCCUGGAUGAGGACAGCCAGUCAGACAGAGUUCCUCUUGAAAGACUUCAACAAUUAGGUGAAUCGGAGGCCCUCAGGAGUGUGCUGCAGAACCCACACCUCCGGCAGCUGAUGAUGGCGGUGGAUUCUGCUGAGGACAAAGCGAAGGCCAUGAAGAAAGCCAUGCAGGAGCCGCUGUUUGUGGAGUUUGCUGAUCAGUGCUUGAAAAUUAUUGAACCAACAGAAGAAGGAAGUGAUGAGGAAUGCUGACCUGAUCAGAGACUUAAACUGUAUUAGGGUAUGGAUGAGAUGGGAUGAUUUAAUUUGUUUAUCUUUUGCAAUAAUAAUUGAGAUGCACCAUAUGGACAAAAGUAUUGGGACACUUAAAGGAGUUUUAAUGACCUCCCAUUCUUAACCUAUUGUCAUUAGUUUGGAGUUGGUCCCCUUUCACAGCUCUGACAGCAGGUGUGGAGCAGAGUAUUCAUGCUCUGCAGGUAUUCAUCAGCAGAGUAUUGGACACUUUUUGGACUCUUUACUCUGGAACUUUACAUAGUUCCACACUUCAUGGCUCACUGAUUAAGAGUGCUUUUUUUUCCAGAUACUGAUGUAUUUUACAGUAACCGUACAGCCUCCACACACAGCAGUUAUAAUAGUUUUAUAAGAGACACAAUACACAGUACCCUCACAUGUACAUUUAAAAAGUUUUUUUUUUUGUAUUUACAGGUGCAUUUAAGUAAAACAAAAAUAAAACAAU
This is a messenger RNA of Astyanax mexicanus (Mexican tetra), 1062 nucleotides long. RefSeq names its product zinc finger, HIT-type containing 3 (gene znhit3). Gene Ontology annotation, molecular function: protein binding. The record is from RefSeq and is a predicted model, not a curated record. The transcript has 6 exons. NCBI's taxonomy places the organism in Eukaryota, Metazoa, Chordata, Actinopteri, Characiformes, Acestrorhamphidae. Gene Ontology annotation, biological process: maturation of LSU-rRNA from tricistronic rRNA transcript (SSU-rRNA, 5.8S rRNA, LSU-rRNA); box C/D snoRNP assembly; snoRNA localization. Gene Ontology annotation, cellular component: nucleus; pre-snoRNP complex. The coding region runs from base 126 to 578 and encodes 150 amino acids.